CGGCGGCGGUGGCGGCGUGGGCGAGGCGGCGCGCCCGCUACGUGCGCCUCGUGGACCAGAUGCCCGGGCCCCUCGCGCUGCCGCUGCUGGGCUCCGUCGUCACGCUGAUCGCCACCAAGCGACAAGAUCUGUUCCAGGUGUUCGACGGGCGAACGCGCAAGUAUUGGCCCGUGAUGCGCACCUGGAAGGGCCCCAUGGCCGACAUCCACCUGUCCAGCGCGCGCGACAUCGAGGUAAUCCUUGGCUCCACAACUCACAUUGACAAAUCAUCUAUCUACAGCUUCAUCCGCCCCUGGCUGGGGGAAGGCCUCUUGACGAGCACAGGCAACAAGUGGCAUUCACAUAGGAAACUGAUUACACCCACAUUCCACUUCAAGAUUCUAGAGUCAUUCCUUGAAGUGUUCGCUGAGAACAGUCAUAUAUUAGUGGAAUCUAUGGAGAAAGAAGUGGGUAACACUGGCGGCUUUGACAUAUAUCCAUACAUAACCCUUUGUACUCUUGACAUCAUAUGUGAGACGGCGAUGGGGUCACAGAUCAACGCCCAAAGGGGCGGCCAUUCCGACUACGUGAGGGCCAUCUACGACAUCUCGGAGUGCGCGCUGGAGCGCGUGAUGCGGCCGUGGCUGUACCCAGACUGCGUCUUCCGGCGCUCGGGGACCGGCAAGCGGUUCCACCAGCACCUCGCCACGCUGCAUGGCUUCACCACCAAGGUCAUUCAAGAAAGAAAAAUCUUCUUAAAAAAUAAUUCUUCCGCCACGGCAGAUGAAAACAAAGAUGACUUUGUGGCAAUCACAAGUCAUUGUUCUCGCAGGCGUCAAGCGUCGUCUGGCCUUCUUGGACCUGCUGUUGGAGGCGUCCAAAGGAGGCACCGUCCUCAGCGACGAGGACAUCCGUGAGGAGGUCGACACCUUCAUGUUCGAGGGCCACGACACCACCUCGGCGGGCAUCUGCUGGACCCUGUUCCUCCUCGGCACGCACCACCAUGUGCAGGAGAAGGUGGUGGAGGAGCUGCAGGCGAUCUUCCAGGGCUCCGACAGGCCCCCUACCAUGCAGGACCUGGCCGAGAUGAAGUACCUGGAGCGCGUCAUCAAGGAGACACUGCGCCUCUACCCCAGCGUGCCAAUCAUCGGCCGACACGUGACACAAGACGUUCAGAUAGGAAAUUACACUAUUCCAGCUGGAUGUGAUGUCACAGUACAUAUUUAUCACGUGCAUCGGAACCCAGAGUACUUCCCUGAGCCAGAGAAAUUCGACCCGGACAACUUCCUGCCCGAGCGGGUGCAGGGCCGCCACCCUUACGCCUACAUCCCCUUCAGCGCAGGCUCCAGGAAUUGCAUCGGCCAGAAGUUCGCGCUGCUGGAGGAGAAGGUGGUGCUGUCGAUGCUGCUGCGCCGCUACUCCUUCCAGGCGCUGGACAAGGCGGAGGACCUGAAGCUGAUGGGGGAGCUCAUCCUGCGGCCCUGGGGCGGCCUGCGCCUGCGCGCCACCCGCCGCGCCACCUAGCGCCAGCGCCAGUCACAGUGCCAAUGUCAGCGCCAGCAC
Molecule: messenger RNA, 1542 nt
Organism: Gryllus bimaculatus (two-spotted cricket)
Lineage: Eukaryota; Metazoa; Arthropoda; Insecta; Orthoptera; Gryllidae
Source: the annotation of a GenBank genome assembly